UUGGAGAGGGAGGUUGGGGAGAGAGAGAGUGAAACAGUUUGGUGGGUCGGAGGGAAGAAGGUGGAUGCUGCACGGAGGACGAUUGAAAUCAAUUUUGGGAUUUUUCUGUGUUUGAUUUGAAGAGAAAGAAAUUGUUUGGGGGUCUGAUUCGUCAUUUUUUUUCGUUCCGUCCUAUGCAUACCAAACAUAACACGAACCUCCAUUUCGUUCCGUUCCGUCCCGUCCCGUUCCGUUCCGUCCCGUCUGCGUACCAAACGCACCCUCACUGAACGUUAGACUCGCUAGGGUUUGGGGGAUUUGGGGUUUUCCGAUUGAAAUUGGUUGUCACCGGCCUUCGGCAGCUAACAUGGUUGCGCUCCACAACUUGAAGGCCCUCAGAUUUGGUUAUUCGCAAUCUUCCCGCAUAGUUGCUUCCAUAACUCAACGAUUUCUCUCUGGGGAUCCAAAACCCUCACAUUUUCCUCUUCAAGUUCAGAUACUCUGCAGACAUUUCACCUCAGAAAUCUCAGAAACCCAACCCAAUGUCGCAGUCAAUUACCUGAUAAACUCAUGUGGGUUGUCACCAAAAGAUGCAAUUUCAGCAUCCAAGAGGGUCAAACUGCGAUCCCUAGAAAGAGCAGACUCCGUUUUGGCCUGUUUGAGAAACCAUGGAAUCUGUCAGACCCGAAUCACAAGCGUCAUCAAACAUCGCUCAGAACUUCUUCAAGCCGAUCUGGAGAAAACCGUUUUGCCACAGCUUGAGUUUUUCAGGUCUAUUGGAGUUUCAAGGGAAGACCUUGCAACAACUCUGUCAUAUAAUCCGCGGCUUUUGAUCACAAACUUGGAAAAUCGGAUUGUACCCACUUACGAUUUCCUCAGGAGUCUGCUUUCUGCGAAACACGUCGCUUCUGUUUUCAAGGCGGGCUCGUGGAUUUUCGUGGAAGGCCACUCCAAGAAGGUGGCGCCAAAUAUUGAGGUUUUGAGAGAAUCAGAUGAGGUUAUGAAAAUGGGUUUUAAUCUGGAAAAAACAUCUUCUGUGAAGGCAAUACGUGCAUUGUGUGGUAGGUCUAAGUUGAAAUGCAAUCGAAAUCGAGAAGUUUAUAGGAGGUGGGGCUGGUCUGAGGAUGUUGCUCUCUCUGCUUUCAGGAAGAACCCACUUUGUAUGAUUCAUUCGGAAAAGAAAAUAAUGAAAGCAAUGGAUUUUUUUGUGAACAAGAUGGGAUGGUCGUCAAUAACAAUUGCCAAAUACCCAGGGGUCAUCUCUUUCAGUUUGGAGAAGAGAAUUGUCCCGAGGUGUUCGGUUGUCAAGGUUUUGUUGUUGAAAGGACUGAUAAAGGAAGUCGAAAAAACUAUGAGUUUGUAUUCUCUUUUGUUCCCUGCAGAGAAAAUCUUCUUGGAGAGUUUUGUAACCAAAUAUCUUAAAGAAGUACCUCAGUUGCUGAAUGUUUAUCAAGGGAAAGUGGAUGUCUGGGAUGUCUGAUCUCCAUACGUUAAAGCGGGUGACAUCACUUAAAUAUUUUAGCUUGCUUCUACUCCAUAGCCUAGCUUCUUCUGGUUAUAUCUAUAUGUGCUUUCUUAUGAAGGAACUGCUUGAGUUGGCAUGCUAUCUGUGGUGUCAUGAAAAUCUCUUGUUUUGUUGAAAUAUGCAAACAUAUUGGGUUGAUCGGGGUUCAGUUUAGUCCAUUUUCAAGCUAUAAAAUGUCAAUGGCUGUCAGUCCCCAAAUACAUGUAGUGCUUUUGGCUGGUGAUUUGGUUCUUCAGGGAUCAAGAAACCUAAUUCGACGUGUAAUGAAGGGUGAUCUGCUGCUAAUUGUUAUCUUUGUGGAUGAACCUAUGUACAAAUCCUCCGAAGCUUUGCUGUUUCAAAAAGAGAGGUCAGGGAUCAAUUGUACUGUUUCCAAAAAACUAUGAAGCAAGGAGUUCUUUAGUCUACCCUUGCACGAUAGUCUUCUAGUGUUGCUUCUAAUUUUCAUUUAAACAAAACUUAGUGUGUGUUCCA
Molecule: messenger RNA, 1978 nt
Organism: Malus domestica (apple)
Lineage: Eukaryota; Viridiplantae; Streptophyta; Magnoliopsida; Rosales; Rosaceae
Product: transcription termination factor MTEF1, chloroplastic-like
Biological process (GO): regulation of DNA-templated transcription
Molecular function (GO): double-stranded DNA binding
Source: RefSeq, a predicted model, not a curated record